This is a messenger RNA of Paraglomus occultum, 573 nucleotides long. The record is from the annotation of a GenBank genome assembly. Lineage: Eukaryota; Fungi; Glomeromycota; Glomeromycetes; Paraglomerales; Paraglomeraceae.
AUGAGUGACGCGUUGUUUCCAUUUAACAAGUUACCGCCCUCGGAAAUUCAACCUAAUGCUACGGUGUUGAUUGUAGGGCCACCGAGCGUCGAGAAGACGAACUUUGGUGAACACAUGAUAAACUUGUUGGCGAAAGAGAUGACGAUUCGCAUUCGAACAGCAGAGUCUCUUCCUCUUCCAUCCAUAUCAACGCCUCGUCCUAGAAUAGAUUUCGUCCUAUUCAUGUUAUCCAUGGUACAAGCAGACAGUUACGAAGUGUUUAGGAAUUCAGUAAAGCAAUUGGAUGAAGAGUACUUCCUUGGGAGGUGCGGCGUUGUAGUCACUCAAGUUGAGAGGAUUACGCAGUAUACAUUCGAACGCGCUGAAUUAGAUUAUUUUAUCAGUAAGAUUUAUAGAAACAUUCCCGUGUUUCAUGUCAAUCUAACGAACCAAGUCGACGUUCAAACAGUCGUGAGUCAGAUAGGCAGCUUAAUAGAAAUUGGAUGUGGCUAUAAAGCUGGAAUCACUCCAGCGAUACUUAGAACGGCAGAAUUGUAUGAGAGCUCGCAGAUAUCACUAGAAGAAUUUCAAUAA